Monopterus albus (swamp eel) is the source of this 4463-nucleotide messenger RNA. RefSeq names its product solute carrier family 44 member 5a (gene slc44a5a). The transcript is spliced from 22 exons. Gene Ontology annotation, cellular component: membrane. Gene Ontology annotation, biological process: transmembrane transport. Gene Ontology annotation, molecular function: transmembrane transporter activity. The record is from RefSeq and is a predicted model, not a curated record. Bases 384 to 2531 code for a protein of 715 amino acids. Lineage: Eukaryota; Metazoa; Chordata; Actinopteri; Synbranchiformes; Synbranchidae.
CAGUGCUACUUGAAACGUAGCAUAUAAAAUAUUGAGACCCGGCCUAAGGAAGCCUCGUUAUCCGUCAGUCCGAUUCCCAUUCCGAUACAGCCGCUAAAGCUGAGAAUUAAAACAUUUUCCAUCUAUAAUGAGUGUCUAACAUCCCAGAUUUAAGUAACAGGCUGCACAGAUCAUUCGAGCAGUGCAGGCGCAGUCUGGCUCAGUCCAGCAUCAGAUCCCUUUGUUAAAACAGUUUGGCGUGACGUCUCCACACAGAGCGCAGUGUAUCAGAGUAAGAGAGGAGAGGGAGGGGAGAGGAGCUUGGGAGCUUACUACAAACUACUACCACAGUCAGCUGCCUCUUCAUUCAUCUCCUCCUUUGUGCACGGACAGCGCCACGCGCCAUGGCGCCCCGACGGCACCCCCCGAGCAGCUCGGCCGCCGCGGGAGCUCCGCGUCCCCACUACGGAGAACCACACAAGUUUGAUCCAUCCUUCAGGGGUCCAAUCCGUAGAAGAAGCUGCACUGAUGUCUUAUGUUGUUUGAUCUUCAUCAUUGUCAUCCUCUCAUAUGUAGCCCUGGGGAUAGUGGCCUGGUUACAUGGAGACCCCAGAAAGGUGCUCUAUCCAACAGACAGCCAUGGCCAGUUCUGUGGUCAGGAGGGAACCUCUAAUGCGAAGAAACCCAUCCUAUUCCAUUUCAACAUCUUAAAAUGUACCAGUCCGGCUAUACUCAUCAACCUACAGUGCCCCACAACUCAGAUGUGUGUGUCACAGUGCCCAGACAGGUUUACCACCUACACUGAGAUGCAGCUGCAACACAAACUCAGCAAAAGUCACUGGGAAUAUUAUAGACAGUUCUGUAAGCCUGGCUUUAAUAACCCUGACAAGCCAGUAUCCCAGGUUCUACAAGACGAGGACUGUCCCUCCAUGAUUGUACCUAGUAGACCAUUUCUCCAGAGAUGUCUGCCAGACUUCGUCACUCUGAACGGGACGGUGACUGUGGCUAACAGAACUAGGUUUCAAGAUGUCCUGGAAAUGCCACGCAGUGUUACCGAACUCCAACAUGCUGCUAAGAGUAUAACGGGACUAGUGGACACCAAGGAGCUGGGCAUGAGGAUAGUUGAAGAUUAUGCCAAGUCAUGGGCAUGGAUACUUGUAGGUCUGCUGAUAUCCUUGGCUGUUAGUUUGGUCUUCAUCCUGCUGCUGAGGUUCACAGCUGGGCUGCUACUGUGGAUCAACAUCCUUGCUGUCAUAAUGCUGCUAGCAUACGGUAUGUGGUACUGUUCCAAUGAGUUGUCCCUGCUCAGACGCAGACCAGGCUCUGAUGUCACUAUUGCACAAGUUGGACUGCAGACUGACCCACAGGUCUAUCUACAGCUCAGACAGACAUGGAUCAUAUUAUUGGUGUUUCUGGGAAUGACAGAAGCUUCCAUCUUGUUGAUGUUGAUCUUCCUAAGGAGAAGAGUUGGUGUGGCUAUCGCCCUGCUUAGAGAGGCUAGCAAAGCCAUCAGUCACAUCAUGUCCACACUAUUUUUUCCAGUCAUCACCUUUGUCUUGUUGACCUUUUGCAUCUUCUACUGGGCAGUUACUGCCAUGUACCUAGCAUCCUCAGGUGAAGCCAUCUACAAAGUGAUAUCUCCUGAUAUGAACUGCCCCUAUGCCAACAGUACUUGCAGCCCUGAGACCUUCAACACAACCAAUAUCUCCAAAUCAGCACUGUGUCUGGGAUCUCAGUGUCUGUUCGCCUUCUAUGGUGGGGAGACCUUCUACCACCGCUGCCUCUUCCUGCUACAGGUGUCCAACUUACUGGUGUUCAUCUGGCUGCUCAACUUCAGCAUGGCCCUGGAGCAGUGCACCCUAGCUGGCACAUUUGCUAGCUACUACUGGGCCAAGAAGAAGCCUCAAGAUAUCCCACCGUGUCCACUCUUUUCAUCAUUCAGUAGGACUAUCAGGUAUCACACAGGGUCUUUGGCAUUGGGAGCUCUAAUUCUUUCAGUUGUUCAACUUCUCCGGCUCAUACUGGAAUACCUGGAGCAGAAACUAAAGGGUUUUGACAGUGCCCUGUCCAGGUUCAUCAUGUGCUGUCUGAAAUGUUGUUUCUGGUGUUUGGAGAAAUGUAUACGCUACAUGAACCGUAAUGCUUAUAUCAUGGUGGCAGUCUAUGGUAAGAACUUCUGCAAGGCUGAACGUUGUGACUGUCUCUGUAGGGUUGCAGUUCUGGACAGAGUGACAGAUUUUCUGUUGUUUCUGGGCAAAGUGCUGAUAGCAGGAGGAGUUGGUGUGAUUGCAUUCUUCUUCUUCACUAAAAAGAUCCCUGUUAUGCAGGAGAAAGUGCCUGAUCUCAACUGCUACUGGGUUCCCCUGCUGACCGUGGUGAUAGGUGCUUACCUGAUUGCUCAUGGUUUCUUCAGCGUCUAUGUCAUGUGCGUUGACACACUCUCUCUCUGUUUCUGUGAUGACUUGGAGAGAAAUGACGGUAGUUCAGAAAAACCUUUUCACAUGUCUCCAGAGCUGCACAGUAUUCUGAGAAAAUCCAGUCAAUUGCAUUGAUGUCCUGUCCUCCUCUCCACUGCAUCAGCAGCCAGUCUGGUCAGUCUUUAUCAAUCUGUGAGGGAUUCUUGGUCCUGGAAAGAGAUCACCUGGCCAAAUCAAAGCUGUGUCAAGGACCCCACACCGAACAAACACGACACUGAAAAUGAUAACACUGGACUGUUUGGGAUCUGGAUUUUUUAAAGUGAUCCUGGAGGUCCUACAGUACUUUUUUAAUCCUCACAAUGGGUGGUCUUCUUCACUACUUCCCAACAUACUGUAUAUUGAGACACAGAAGAUGAAAUCCUCAUGCAAUCUAAAUCUGAAGGACUCAGCCACAGUGCCAGAAGACAUUUUUUUCCUGGAGCCUUCUGCAGUGGCACUCUGCUGCCCCAUUUCAGUAACCUUUUUAUGCUGUUCUGUCCUUGAAAGUAAUAUUUAAGCCCUAAAGUUAGUAGGUGGGUAGAGUAUUGUUUUGUAUAUAACUUCAGUGUUUAAACUGUUUUGCAAAAAGAUCAAAAUGUGUAAAAAUCACUCUAGGCAGAAGUGAAUGUGGCCCAUACAAAUACUACAGUUACCCUCAUCUCACCCAGUGUCACCUGGGCUCGGUUCCUGACUCUCAAACAUAAGCAGCUUUAGCUAAUGGAUGGCUGUACAAACAGACUGACAUGACACCACAAUCCAGGUCACAAAAAAUAUUGUUCCUACACCUCACAGUACAGACCCAAGACAGUAAAACCUGUAGCUGGAGGUUUGAUGGCCAUCUGCACUGAAGACAAAUGUACUGGGAGUUCAGUGAACACUUCAGAAAGCAGGUUUAGUGAAAACUCAGUUUGUUCACCAUGAGUUGAGGGGAGCUCUGGGUUUUCAGUUCCAGAAACAGAGAUCGCUUUAACUCUGAGUCACUGGCUGGAUAGAGCCCAGUAAUGUGGAGCUCAAGACCUUUACUAAAGUGAUCAUUUGUGAUCACUCAGUCAUCAGUGUAAAGGCAGCGCUCUCCUCACAUUUAAAUACCAGUAGCCUACAGCUCAGGAUAAAAUUGGUACUGUCUGCUUUUCUAACACUGUGACUCUGUGGAGAUGAAGACACCUGUCAGGUUGUCAGUCAGUUCCCCUGCACCCAAACAUAUUGUACUGUAGGCUACGUUACUGUGAUCACUGUAUGCACUUAACAAAUCAGUGUGAAGCUGAUCUGUGAAUAAUCAGUUCUUGUUCUGUUCUUCGUUGCGUUGGAACAUUCCUGUCCUGGUUGCUGAUCAUAUCAGAGACUAUGUGAAUGUUUCUGAGGGAGGAUGAUUGUAGUGCAGCUUUAAAGACGUCAACAUUGUAAAACUGGACUAAAUAAAAUUUAAAAAGUAGCUUUUGUGUAUAAUCCUGUUUUAACAGCAUUUCAAUGACUUUCAAAUUCACUAGUUAAAUGUGUAUUAAAUACAGCAGAGUCAGGUCUUAAAAUGUCUGUGAUGUCUAAAAAUGUAUAGAGUUUUUAAACUUGAUGCUUUUCUGCCUGAAAAUCACCAAAACCAUUAUUACUGGGUCAGACUGAGGUCACAAUCAGAGGUCUAUAAAUAAACUUCUCUUCGCAGACUAACAUAUGACUUUAUAUACUGUACUGUAUACUCUGUAUGGUUUAAGGGCACCUAUACCUCUUUGGAGACAAAUAUUCAGUAUUUCUUAUUUGUGUUUUUUUUUUCACAUAGGGUAGUUCUGACAUAUGUUUUUGUGACACAGGAAACCGAGCAAAUUAUGCUAAAGAGGUGGAUUUAUAUAACUCAGAUCUGGAAUAUUAUGUGGCCAAAUUUUGCCAAGGCAGGAUAUGAUGUGAAAACACACAGUUCCAGUUGCUAUAUGUCUUUUUCUAUGUUAAGCAAAGGUUAAUGUUUUGAAACACACUUCCAAAUCUUUUAUACUCCCUGAUAUACUCUGUUCAGUUUUGUAAAAUCAAUCAUUAAUCUAU